Messenger RNA from Pestalotiopsis fici W106-1, 1296 nucleotides. RefSeq lists its product as uncharacterized. The record is from RefSeq and is a predicted model, not a curated record. Gene Ontology annotation, molecular function: hydrolase activity, acting on ester bonds. The coding region runs from base 1 to 1296 and encodes 431 amino acids. Lineage: Eukaryota; Fungi; Ascomycota; Sordariomycetes; Amphisphaeriales; Sporocadaceae. The transcript has a single exon.
AUGUGUCAACAGCAUGGCGAUACAAGUCAGCAGCAACCAAGGGCAGCAGACGCCUACGGAUCUAGCCGGUCUGAUGAGACUAUCCCAAAGGAUCCCUUCCCGUGGGACGUGGGAGUCUUUGACGCCCACUGCCAUCCUACGGAUACCAUGGCACUAGUCUCGUCGAUACCAGACAUGAAGGCCCGUGCCCUUACAGUCAUGUCCACGAGAUCUCAAGACCAAAACCUAGUACACGAUCUCGCUCUGGAACAGGGCGUGGAGGCACCGGGAGCUAUUUUUUCAACCGAGGACAUGAGCAGCCACCACAGACGGGUGAUUCCGUCAUUUGGCUGGCAUCCAUGGUUCUCGUACCAAAUAUACGAUGACAAAGCAUCCGAGCCGACGUAUGAUGGGACAGCAGAGGGCAAGGCGGCACACUAUGACAAGAUCCUGUCACCUGCCCCUUCGUCCCAGUCCAAGGCAUUCAGCUCGGGCCUGCAGGACCCCGUAGCACUGUCCAAGUUCAUCAGCGAGACGAGAGCUCGUCUCCAAGAACAUCCCCACGCCCUCGUGGGAGAGAUAGGUUUGGACAAGGCCUUUCGCAUCCCCGAGAGCUGGACCGUGGUAGGCGACGGCGGACGAGAUGAGACGUUGACGCCCGGGGGUCGUGAGGGCCGCCGCCUGAGCCCGCACCGCGUUAAUAUUGCGCACCAGACAAGCAUUUUAAAGGCACAGCUGCAACUUGCUGGUGAGCUCAACCGGGCCGUUAGUGUCCAUGGCGUUCAAGUGCAUGGCGGCGUAUACAACGCCAUCUCUGAUUGCUGGAAAGGUUACGAGAAAGAAGUCUUGUCACGUCGCGAGCAGAGGAAGAUAGCCCCCCAUGCUCACGACUUGGAAGAUGACAGUAGUAGCGACUCUAACGCUCAACCCGACGUGAAGCCGAGCGGCAUCCGCAAAGGAAACACGGCAGGUAAACCGUUCCCGCCGCGGAUAUGUCUGCACUCGUACAGCGGGCCCGUAAAUAUCAUGAACCAAUAUCUUCACAAGACGGUGCCCUCCAAGGUCUUCUUUUCCUUCUCAACGGCCAUCAACUUUGAUCCCGAGGGUGGUGAAAAAAACCAAAAGACUGAGGAGGCGAUUCGGGCAUGUCCCGAUAAUAGAGUCUUGGUUGAGAGCGAUCUGCACGUGGCCGGUGAUAGCAUGGAUGGGGCCCUCGAGUCCAUCUGUCGCAAAGUUUGCGAACUCAAGGGCUGGCCUUUGAGGGAAGGGGUCGAGCAGCUCGCUCGAAACUACCGCGAAUUCGUUUUCGACGACUGA